AUGAGCGGACUGGUGAAACAGAAGGAGUACGACUGGAAACACUCAAAUAUUGCAAAUAUUGGAAGCAACCAAGACAUACUGGUAAGUUCGUAUUUUUUGAAAUCAGACGUCAUUAAAGGUACCGGUCAAGUGUUCUGCAUUUUGGUGAAUGUUUUGCGAGCGUGGUACAAAAAAAGACAUUUUUUUAGGCGAGAAAGAAUGCUGCCUUGUCCGAGCCAGCCUGGAGCGAAACAAAGAAAAUGCAAGAGAAUGGACUGAAAAUUUGGAGGAUCGAAAAGUUUGAGGUAAAAACGUUGUUUGAUUUAUUUUGAAACACCUGUCAAAUGCAAAGAGAUAAACUUGAUAGGGGGCCUGACCUCGAAUGCGAUGAGCCCUUUUAAAGGAUGGUUGUGUCAUCCUUUGUACGGGCGAAGAUAUUUUCUAAUGAAUAAUCUGACUUUGUGCAGCAAACAAAAAAAUUAUUUUAAACUUAUUUGAUCAGUAGAACGAUUAAUAUUAAUGGAAUAUGGAGAUAUUUGCACGAUAAAAAGUUCUGCAUGGGUUGGCGUCCUAAAGCUUUUUUUCUUGACGCAAGGACAUGUGACACAGAAUACUUAAAAACAAUUCAUGGCGAUAAAUUCCAAACUAAGACAAUGAAAGACAUGAAACAAAAACUUCACAGAUUGGGGAAGCAUUUCCUCUGUCAAAGUUUAAGACAUGUUUCUGCUCUUGACUUUGGCGAUAUAGCUCUAAAUUCACACUAACUGCAUGCAGGCAAACUUAAAACGUCAUCUUUUCUUAAUAGUUCGUACACUCAUUCAUUAGUUCUUGGCCCGUUUUGACAAAAAAAAAUAGAGCUUUCACGUUUCUGGUUCACUAUCGCUCUUUAAAUCUUAAAAAAGGUUAUAAUAUAAACACAAUGUUACAAUUUUGUGGUCUUGACGAAAAUAAAGGCUAACUCAGGGCGGGUUGUAGGCUAGGCAGGUAAUCAAGCCUAUUUGGGGUGUUAAAUCUCGCAUAAACUCUGUCUGAAAACUCCUGAAUUUAAUUGAGCGGUUUGCGCUGUGACCAUAGCAUUUCGCCGAAUCUGUUGUCGUUAGAUUUUUUACUGCUUUUUUACUAGGUGAGAGAAUGGCCUGAGGAAAAAUACGGAACAUUCUUCAGUGGUGACUCAUACAUCAUUCUUCACACGGAGGAAGCAUCUCCAGAUUCAGAUGUUUGUAUAUGUUUUCAGUUCACUUUUUUAGAGUUAUUAGUCUCUCUGUAUAAGCUCAUAGGUAAGAUAAUUAUUGCGGUCAAAAUGGAUACUAAUGAUACAAACGCCAGCCCGUGAUUUAUCUUGGAAGGCGUUGAAUGUGGCUAAAUUUGAAUUCAAUAUGAAACUCAAAGGUCCUGUAUUCGUUGUUACCCAUUGCUCGCAUUUAGAAAAGUCGAGUAGUGAUUGACAGAUUGACUGGUUUUGACUGUGUUUGUUUUGUUUUGUAUUUUUCUUGCUAUUUACACUCAUAAAGUAAUUGUAAGCAGCUACAGAACGCAAGCACCGGGAUAGUAUCACCUAGAAACUCUAUUAACCCCCCUGUCUAGGCCCGAAGAUUAAAGGUUUUUGUAAGCAGCCCCUCCGCCCCUGUAAUACCGACAUGAGAUAUUAGACGGAAAGCACGUGACAAGGAAAUAAAUUCAGCUUAUGGCAGUUCUUAUUUCGACCUUAUAUGAUAGGCGGGCGCCAUGUUGGACAAUGUAACGAGCCUUUUAGAAAAUGAGUCCAUGUAUCACAUUUAUUUCGUAUUACGGUAAAACAACUUUGCGCUGAAUUUUUCGGGUAUAAUAGUUUUGUUUAAUCUUAAUUUUCGGCAUCUGAAACCUUUUAACGUUUCUGCAAGAACGGAGGAUCCGGCAAUGCUUACUGAACACAAUAAGAAAUCAAGCCAUGCCAAUAAUGUUAAAUAUUAAUUAACAUUCAGUAAUUUACAAUACAUUUGUCUUGAAGGUGAUAUUUUAUGAUGUCCACUUCUGGAUUGGAAAACAUUCUACACAGGAUGAGUACACAACUGCUGCGUACAAAACUGUCGAACUUGACGCCUAUGUAAGGAAAGACCGGAAUGCAUACGUAGCUUUAAAAUGCGUCUUUGUAUUCCGCUAUAACUAAUGGUUCGAAUGAAACAACAAGGAAAAAUCCUAUCGCCUAAUUCAAUUGGAAGCAACUAAACGGAAAAUUGAUCGCGACUUUUGAAACAAGUGAUUUCCCUCCAUUCCUAUCAGUUUUCCAGGCGGACCGCCACCUGGUUAGCCUAGUUUGAUGUGCGCUGGUCUGCCGAGCGCGAGGCCGCUGGCUCAAACCCCGGUCGGACCGAGACUCUUCUAGCCCUUCUAGCCCCGUCUUCUAUCCCUUGAACAUAUAACAAAUUCCAUGGGACGCUAAAGAACCCACUCACUGUUCGCAGAGAGUAGAGGAUGUACUAGUCCACAAUGUGGACUUUAUCGAUUUAACAUUCACAUUAGGAACCUGCAUUCAUAAUUCAUUACUUCAUUGACAGUAAACUGCAGCAAGCAGCACCAAACCAUUUCAGUAAAUUAACCCAGAAAAGCCCUGAGGCGGGUGGAUGGUAGGAUAUUUACAAUUUCCACACGUCUAGGGCGCAUUGGUUACACAUUUUUCCCGCGCCUGGCGAGAGCUAUAUGUUUUUCCGCCAUGUGGCUUGGGAUACUUAAUUUUUCCUCGCUUAGCGCGGAAAAGUCAUUACCCACGUUUUACGAUACCUGUAUACUGCGUAAAACAGCGUCUACUUUCAAGAAAUGAGGGCAUUUUUAUAGAGAGUAAGAGAGAUAGCAAGAGCCAUCAUGGCUCUUGGUGAUAGGAAAUAGCAGUAUGAAUGUUAAUCCUGAGCUUAUUGUUCUAAGUAACGCAUUAGCAUGGUCGGCAUUCUAACCGGCUUCCUCCUAAGUGUACCUCGUGGCACAACUAUUAUUUUGAUACCUUGACUGAUGAAAUGAAGACCUUCUCUGUUCAAUAUUCAUGAAAUGUUUCCCUUCCAUCUCUACAGUUGGACGAUAAAGCGGUCCAGCACCGUGAAGUUGAAGCCUUCGAGUCUGAGGCAUUCAAGGAAUACUUUGUCGCUUUGGGAGGAAUCAAAAUAGAAGAAGGCGGGUGAGUUAAAUCAAGAAAAAAUGAACAUUAAACUUGCAUGAGAAUAAAAUCGUUUUUAAUACGCAAAAUUUAUUGUGAGAGGCGUCCCAUGUAAGGUACUCCAAGACAGUCUUGGAUUCUGGAUUCUUGUCAGUGGAACUGUGGAACUUGGAUUCCGGAUUCCAAUCGUUAGCGGGAUUCCAGACUACAGAUUGCUGAAUUCCGGAUUCCAAAGCCCAGGAUUCCACAUCCUUCAAGCAAAAAUUUCCUUACAUGGGACAGGUGAGAGAGCGCGCACCACAUCUGGCGAAUUUUUACAACAAAAAGAAGCUUGAAGUUUUGUGAAUCGGAGUCCCUCCCAAGAUUAGAUCCAAGGCCAUCCUAAGGUCACCAUCAUUCACAGCCCUUAAGCUAACAAAACUUUCAAGCGCCAGGGCGCCAAGAAUGUCGAUCAAAUUUCGAACUCUUGCCUCAGUUUUAAUAGCAUUCUGACUCAUUGAACCACGCCAUACAUGUAUUACAGACGUGGGAGACGAAAGCACACUAGCGCGUGAAAAUGUAUUUUCCGCUGGUAUGUUACAAUACUCUACAGGCCUUUCUGCCACCUUCUCACUGGUUCCUCUACACCAUAAAUUCGUCCGCGUAGAAUGUGUUCUUUCUCUCUCUCGCAUUUCUCUUUCACUCUCUCACUUGGUUGGAAUGCCUGAGCAUCAAACCAUCAAAUAGCGUUGUUUGUUUUGUAGGUGUUACAUUUAAAAGGAAAAUAAUUUACGUUCGUUUGAGCGAAGCGAAUUAGAACGUAAUCGUCUUGUGGUCUGAAUUAAACUUGUGAAAAUAAUGCCGGAUAAAAACCCUUUUAUCCUUAUUGGAUGGUAUAUCCUAACUAAAACCAACAAACAACAAAAACGGCCCGUCAUAUGACCACCAUACCUGGAGUAAGUAUAAUUUCGCAUCCAGAUUUCACACCAACAAUCAGAUAUAGUUUUGAUACUCUCACCGCAGCAAUAUCAUCCUUCUGUAGACAAAGGGGAUAAAAUGGGAUUAGCGAACACAAUUCCGGGUAAAACAUUGCAACUGACUAGUAUUCCAUACACUCAUUAGCUAUAAUUAGUGGUAGCGCUGUGGAAGCUUUGCUCUGACUUGUCAGCCUUAACCUGUUUAGUAGGUGUCGGUUUUUAAGGACGAAAGAAAGAAAUUAUGAGGAAGCGCGCGCACACGAGGGAAGAAAAGGAAAAAAGGCGUGUUCUCUCUUGCGCUCUAUAAAAAAAAUAAUAACCAAAAACACUGACAGGCGCCCACCACCAUAGUUAAUAAAGUGGAAAUGUUAUGAAGCCGGACAGACUUCUUUGUUAGAUGUUUUUUGGACCUGACUGUGCACAACGUUCAAUAGCCUAUCAUUUUGAGCUUACUGACCAAUAGAAACAUCGCAUUAAUAAAUUCAUUCACAAUUUGUGAACAAAAAACAAAGGAUUGCGCACGGUCAGGGAGCUUCCAACAUAAACUGCAACACCGUUAAUUUCAUCUUUGAUAUUUGCCGGCUUUCCUAACAAGUCUCCUCUACCAACUAUGCUGCCGCGCAGGAUGCCUCUGUAAAAUUGAGUCUAAGAUAUUAGACAACUGCAGCAAACCUGCUUCCAUGAAUUUGAAUCGUAGUAAUAAGAAAUAUUGUGGAAUUCAGUAGAGUGGAAAUCCUGUUGUAUACUGUGUGUUUCUCUCCCUAAACAGCAGUUCUUAUGUGGGCAACAGUGAGACAAUACUGAUGCCCCCAUUUGACGAAUAAAACGACGCAAAAGGGGAAGUUUCGUCGAUCACUUAACAAAACUUGAUAAAAGGUGUCUUUAUAAUUUGAACAGAAUUGAAUCCGGAUUUCGACACGUAGACUCUACCAAGCAAGAUACUUUGAUAGUUCAUUUCAAAAAGUUAUGGAACGAGGAGUAUAAGAGGUACACUUAUGAAGCCAUGUCCUCCCUGGACCCUAGACAUCUGUUUUGUGACGAUGGAUUUUUGGUGAUUUUUUCUGGCGAAGAUCGCAUUAUCCAGGUAACCUUCUACUGAGGGAGUUAAAGGGCCAAAUUUAAAGCAAAAGCAGGAUAAUUUACGUGGCUAGUAUGUAAUGAAGUACAGAGAAAGUCUAAAAUCUAUCAAGCGGCCGCAAUAGAGGAAGGGAUAAGUGCCUGGGGGGGGGGGGGGGGGUUGUGCCUUGGAAUUUUUUGGGGGGGGUUGUCCUCCGGGACCCGGGAUAGCGUAUCUGUCACACAGGCCUGCCCGCAUUGUUUUAUCAACCCUUUUAAAGGGGGGGGGGGGUUGUACCUUAGGAAUUUCUUGGUGGGGAUUUGCCGCUGGGACCCUGGAAGCGUUACCCUAUACCAGAGCUAGUUCAGCUGUAUUUUACAACCCUAUACUAGAGUAAACUCCUCAAAUCCCCCCUAUCCUAGAGUAGAUGUUUCCCUAGUCUACAUAAAAUCUUCAACUGAUUAGUUUCCUGAAAAAUGAUACCCUAUUCUAGACAAAAACGCUGAUUUAUAUACCCUAUCCUAGCGUAAACUGCUUGAAAACCAGAAAACCAUACCCUUCACAGCGGCACAUACCUAUAUAGCCCAUAUAUGGCAGUACCUCCCUCCCCGCCGGGAUAAGUGGCAGCGUUUCAUAUAGUUUCUAUUCACCAGGGCCGGGUUGUUCAAAGCAGGGUUAAGAUAACCCAGGGUUAGUGCGAAUUUUAAAUUCAGAUAUAAAAGCUUAAAAAGCAAAUUCAGUUUAAUUCUUUUAGUCUGCAAUUAGGUUAUUGGAUGCCCAAAAAGAAUAGAAAAAUUAUCUAAGAAAAUGCUUUAAACAAAAGAAAAAGAAUCCCGGAUUAAGAUUUAACUCUGGGUUAGCGCUAAUCGACCUUCCAACAACUAGGCCCAGUAAUUUACAAACCACUUUUUUCGUCCGGUAACCAUGGUAACUGGCCACUACAUAAAGGAUGGCCGCUUAAUAGGAGACCGCUUAGUAGAGGUUCGAAUGUAGUCCGCCACAAAUGCCAGCGGACGAACUCUUAAAUAUUUCCAUACUCAAUCGACAGUCUACCCAAUCAUCAUUACCAAUUUCGAACCACCUAGAAGGGUCAGCUUUUUCGACUGCAGUAUUACGGCAAUUGCACUAGAAACAGGCCUUGUGAGUCACGUCGUGCAUUCAAAUCUGGUACGUAUGAGGAAUAUCCCUCAACAGGAGACCUCGGCCUACACCUCAGCUUCAAAAUUUAAAUUUUCACGCAAAACAGCUCGAAAGCCACUUCCAUUUUCGUCGUAAAUUCAGGUAUGAAAUAUUGAAAGAGGGAUCACUUUCCAGGGAGCUCUUUCAACGCACAUAAUGCAUUGCCUUAAUAUUUCGCUUUCACAAGUGUGCACAAAGUAAUUCUCAGACACGACACUCAGAAAGAAAAUAAACAGCGACUGGCAUGGAUAAUUUGCUAGCCCGUAGUCGGAUUUAUGUAGUCAAAGUAAAAUAUGUUCUCGGUAAAAUGUGCAACUUUCAUUGUCCCUGUUACUCCGCAUUGUUAGGAUAACUAAAACAAUAUUUCUUUAUUGCUUUGAAGCUCCGGGGAAAAAACACUCCAAUCAGUACCAAUGUCCCGUUCAAUAACUGGAUGAGCAAGAAAAAGGUACAUCUUUAAGAAAAGUUGAUCUCCUUUUUUCUUUUUCAAUAAUUUUAAAACUGGUCAUCAUCUCCGUCUUUGUUACAGGCAGAAUACCCUAAAGCUAGGCUUGAGGUGUUUGGUAAGUCAUAUUUUAUGCUUUAGUUAGUCUUAAAUUCAUUCAAACAUUUCACUAUGAUGAUGAAAGAUACUGACCGCACAAGGAAACAGUUUAAGCAAAGAAUACUACUAAUGGAUAGGGAGGACAAAUCCUUAAAGAAGAACACCUUUAUAAAGGUUAUCAAGACUAAAUCAUUUUAUCGUUUUGAGUAUUUAAAUUCCUUUCUUUUAGACAGCGUGGAGGAGCUUGAGAACGAUCAAAUCUAUGAGGUACCUCGAACCAUCUCAUUUUGUAUGUGGUUAUUUCAAUUACUUUUGUGCCAGGAGCUUAAUGCAGCCACGUUUAAAAAUUUAAAUUGUAACGAAAAUAUGGUACGUGUUCAAAAUAGCAGCCAAUAAAAUAUUAGAACGGUGCAACUUUAAAUAAGGGGAUGGCAAGAAAUAAAUGGCACGCUUUUAUAGUAAAAAAUCCACUUAAUACAUCAAUACAGUAUUAGAGAUUCCUUCUCUUCUCUUCCAUGUAUCGGUCAGUUUUGUUUUUAAGGCAAAGCGGGAGACACUACCGUUCAACAGGCCAAUACUGUACACAAUGUACUGAUAUCAUUCUUUGUUUAUAUAUAAUGUUUUCCACCCUUUUUACUUACCACAAGAAACCUUGUUUUAACAGCUGGUUUUACUGCCCAAACUGAAAAAGGAAGAAGAAAACGUGGUAAGACGCGGUUUGAUCUACUACAGACCAGAUCUACUACACAUCUACUACUUGACCUACGAGGGUAAUUUAAGAUUGUAGCCUUGUUUUACAGUCUGAAAACAAUAGCUACACUUGUAAAUUACACUUGUACAAGUUUUAUUAAAUUGACCCUAGUACUUUUUUUUCACACCCACUUGAGCAUGUGAUCCAGUCAUCACUUUAUCACUCAAUAAACCUGACGCAUGACUACUAUCUAAUAACGUUUAAUGUGAGAUUAGGGAUGGUGUGUCUAAUGGGAAUACGAUUGAACCACUUCAAAGCAAAACCUCAUGGGUAGCAAGGGUGGCGCAGUGGUAAGGGGCAUCCGCCUCCCACCAAUGUGGCCAGGGUUCAAAUCCCAGCGUCGACGCCACACGUAUUUUGUUGUUAAUUCUCUCCAAUGCUCCCAUGAGGUAUGAGGUUUUUCUCUGGGAACUCCAGUUUUCUGCUCUCCUAAAAAGACCAACAUUGCCAAAUUCCAAUUCGAUCUGGAAAGCACGGACACGUUUAAGCGAGUUCCUAAGAGCUCCUAAGUGCUUCGUGGGUAAACAAAUUACAAUUUACAAUUUUCAUUGCGCGCAAACAAGUUUUAGUGAAGACAGGCCUUAAUAUGGGGCUCUACCGGGCGUGUGGCUGUAGCUUGUAGCACCGCAAUACUUAUAAGACGAGUGAGCAUUCAGUAUUUUAUCUGUGUAGUGGCCCUCUUUGAUUUCAAUGAAGCAGAGGAAGACUGAACACGAUUUGCUUAGGCUCCUCCAGCACAACCCAUGGGAAUUAUAGUGUUCGAUGGUCCCCAAUAAUGUUUUCGCUCAAUCCCUUGAUCCCGAUGGUUGAUUUCAGCAUUCCACAUCCUGGCAUCCCGCGAAUAUUACCAAUCCCGAAUCUCGACCCCAGUUUGUUUUAGAAUCCCGAAUCCCGGUCUCCAGAUAAGGCGAAUCCCGAAAAACCUAUUGGGACCCUCGUGUUCGGGCCACAAAACUCGCCUGCAGUACAGUCCAGAGUAUCUUAGGUAUCUUGAUAACAGGGGAAUUAACAAACUAGAACCAUGACAGUUCAUUCGUAAACGGUAUGUUACUUUCUUUUCGAAACAUUUACAUUAACAUUUUAUACGGUUAUUAUCAUUCUCAAAAGCGAUCAUAAAUAUUUACAAGGUGGAGUCAUGCAGAUUUAAAGAACAAGUGAGAAAACCACCUUUUCACGCAUAAGUAAAUCCUAUACACGUUAAGUUAAAGACUUGGGCCCGGUUACUCGAAAGAUGGUUAAGUUUAACCCAGGAUUAUUCCAAAUUAGAAGCACGGUUUUUUGCCUUAGAACAUGCAACUCGAGGUUACAAAAUACAGUGUUGAGCCUUUACUAGGAGAUACAAAAAAUGUUACCCUAAGCAAUGCAUAGGAAUGUCAAAUACAAAAACGGAACAACAUUUUAAUGCUGGAUUAACACUAAUCAGCUUUUCAGGAACCAGGCCUUGAACGUUGAAUUCAAAUAGCGGAGAAUACUAUAAGGGUGAUAAUACAUCAAACCAUGGCCAGUACAAAACUAGUAGCUUGGCGGUUUUUGCGCACUUGGAAACUUUGGACAAACUAAUGCAACAUAAUUUUCUCUUAAAAGAAAAGCAAAGAAGAGUUCCAAAGAAGGUUAAUCAGGUACGUUUUGGCAGAAACAGAACGGGAACGUCAGUUGACGACGGCGCGCGCAAAUUAAAGAACUGGCUUUACCAAUGGCAAAGCGACAAAUUGCGCACCGGAAGUCGUGUUUAGUCUUUUCUGCGCGCUUUCCCGUCGUCAAAUGACGUUCCCCUUAUUUUUACCAGCUCAGCCUAAUGAAACCAAUUCCACCAUGCAAAGGGGCAGAACCAAGUGUCCACAUCACAGAGCUGUCCGUAUUAUAGAGAGGUAUGCAUAUUAUAGAGGUGUAUGUUAUUGAAGUAGGUUAUUGAAGUAGUAGUAGUAGUAGUAGUAGUAGAGACUGAAGAAGUUCGACGUCCUUGGACCCACAACACUCUCCGUAAAGGAGAAGUGUCCGUAAUAGGGAGGUUUCUAGUAAGAAAAGUUUGAGUACACUCUGCGCUGUAUAUUUAUAAUGUUUGCUUGGUAGGUCACAGUUCUUAGGCCCUCUUAAACUGGCUUAUUUCACAUUUGGCUCUGGGUAAAUUCCUGUGGUGUGGAGAGGUAAGCAGUUUGUUAAGCUUUUUCAAGUAUUUCACAGACUGAAUCAUAUUACUUCAUACGGCUCGUAUACAGAGUCAUCACGGACAAGAACAAACUUGAAUUCAAAGUCGUAGCUACCAAUGAUGACAUCAAAGAAUCCUUACUGGACCACAGUGAUGGUAAGCUGCAUUUA
Messenger RNA from Porites evermanni, 9906 nucleotides. NCBI's taxonomy places the organism in Eukaryota, Metazoa, Cnidaria, Anthozoa, Scleractinia, Poritidae. The record is from the annotation of a GenBank genome assembly.